Brugia pahangi is the source of this 2004-nucleotide messenger RNA. Lineage: Eukaryota; Metazoa; Nematoda; Chromadorea; Rhabditida; Onchocercidae. The record is from the annotation of a GenBank genome assembly.
AUGAACCGAUUCUCUUCUGCAAAUUAUUAUCCAUCUGUUCAACCAAUUACAGCUAUUUUUAUUCUCACUUCCUUCAUUUCAAUCAAUUUUUGGCCAAUAAUUAACAUCACUGCUAAUGCUAUUUCUUCCAAUGCUACAAAAAAUAUUCAAAAUUAUGGAAUUCAAUAUAUUCCGGAAGUUAAUGAUUAUCAGAAGAGAACUGAUCGAUCACUAGAUCACAGUACAGAGAAUAUACAAAUUUCAAAUUCACAAUGUCCAAAUUUUUGUGAAUGUGAACAUGUCAUUUGGAAUAAUGAUAUUACCGAUGGUAGUCAAAUGGAAAUUUCUGUAUACUGUCAUGAAGGUGGCUUAGAACAAAUUGCAUUUUCUAAACUUCUCAAACAAAUUCCAAAAGAAGUAACUGUGCUUGAUGUUGAAGCACCAUUAGAACAACCAAAUCAUUUGCUCUGGGAUGACAAUUUAAAUCAAUUAAAACAUUUACGUGUUUUACGUCUUAUUAAUUGUGCUAUACCAGCAAUUAGUCGUGCAUUAAAAUUACGCUCAUUGGAAAUUCUUGAUCUCCGUGGCAAUCAUAUUCAACAUUUACCAGUUUCAAUAUUUUCUGGUGUACCAUUUAUACGUGAGCUUAAUUUAGCUAAAAAUUUAUUAAGUGUUUUACCAACUGGUGCUUUUGCGUAUCUUAAAAAUUUGCAAAUUCUUUCAUUAGCAUAUAAUAAUAUUACUGAAAUUACCGUAAAUCUAUUACGUGAUUUAAAAAAUUUAAAAUCACUUCAUCUAGAUGGUAAUCAUAUAUCAGUAACACAAUUAAAUUCACUUUUUACUGAUAUACCACAAUUGGAACGAUUAGAAUUAAAUGAAUGUGGCUUAAGUAUGGGUGCUAUAAAUGAUUUAGCAUUAAAUAAAUUUCAUUCAUUGUAUCAACUUGGCAUUGCUCGUAAUAUGCUUGGAAAAGUACCAAUUAAUGCAUUACGUAAUCAUUUAAGCUCAUUAAUUACGCUUGAUCUUAGUGAUAAUGAACUGAUUGAAAUUGAAUCAGAAAUAUUUGCUAAAACAAAUAUUACUCAAUUAUUACUUGCUGGUAAUCAUCUUGGUACUAAUCCUAAUGCACUGUCUAUUAAUUCAUUUAAAACUGGAAUAGCAUUACGUGAAUUAGACUUAUCACGUAAUAAUUUUGAUCAUUUUCAUUCAAACUAUCUUGGAAUAGCUCAAGAAACUGUGGAAAUUUUACACCUUAAUGAAAAUCAUAUUACAAGUAUUGAACAAUCACUAAUAGCUAAUAUGACAAAACUUAAAAUACUUCAUUUGGGAUAUAAUUUUAUUGAAUACUUACCACAACAAUUACCCAAUGAAUUUGCGCAGUUAUUAAUUUUAAAUUUAACUGGAAAUCAACUGACAACAUUACUGGAUUAUUCGAAAGAGAUUUUACCAAUGCUUCGAAUGAUUGAUAUUUCAAAAAAUCGUUUCACAACAUUUCCAGUAACAGUGAUUCAAAAUUUUUUCAAUAAUUUGGAUAAGGUUGACUUACACGGUAAUCCAUUAGACUGUACGUGUUAUGUGGAAGAAUUAAAGCGUCAUAUGUUGGAUCGUUACGCAUAUCGACGUGAGUUACGAUAUGAACAGACAAGUUGCGUAACACCUGAACAUUUUCAUGGAAUACCUAUUUACAGACUUAAUCAUGUUGCUGAUUGCACAUUUUUAUUUGGUGCACGUUAUGGCUUAUCACAACUUUCGGAAAUUGCAAUUUUAUUUUUGUUUCUUAUCAUUUUUGCAUUAUCAACUGCUUUGCUAAUUUUGUUUGCAUACAAUCGGUUGGAACGACGACAAAAGAAGAAAUAUACAGAUGUAAAGCAAUCACAAUCAAGGAUAGCAUUAACACUAUCACAACAUCUCAGUAAUUCACCAACAUCAUUAACGGAACCAUUAACACCACCACCGGAAUCACCAAUUUCCGGAAUUUCAUCAAAAAUGCCGCCACCACCGCCACCUAUACUAACUAAUAUAUGA